This is a messenger RNA of Catharus ustulatus (Swainson's thrush), 5948 nucleotides long. It is a transcript of the gene ASF1A, whose product is annotated as anti-silencing function 1A histone chaperone. The record is from RefSeq and is a predicted model, not a curated record. Gene Ontology annotation, biological process: DNA replication-dependent chromatin assembly. Gene Ontology annotation, cellular component: nucleus. The transcript is spliced from 4 exons. The coding region runs from base 400 to 1014 and encodes 204 amino acids. Gene Ontology annotation, molecular function: histone binding. Lineage: Eukaryota; Metazoa; Chordata; Aves; Passeriformes; Turdidae.
GGCGGCCGUUGCCGGCGCGCGCCGGGAGGGGGCGCUGCGGCGGGGGCGGCGCGGGGCGGGCGCGCGCGGAGGCCGCUCUGGCCGGCGCUCGGUGCCCGCCGUGCCCGCGGAGGGAGGGCCCUCGCCCGGCGAGUGGCCAAUCCGGGCGGGCGCUGGCGGCGAGCAGGGGCAGAAUGGGCUGUAGUUGAGCGAAAUAGGGAAAGCGGCGAACAGUGUGGAGCGUUCCCGGUGUAAAUAAAAGGGGGGGCGAGAAAAAAAAAAAAGUUUGUGGAAGUCGCCGCCCUGCAGCCUCGCUCGGGCAGUGGCGCGGGGGCUUGUGCGGCGCGGGAGCCCGGCACGAAGGACUUUAGUGCGCGGCGUUAAGACGCUCUGCCUAUUGUUUGUGUUUUUUUCCAAAAUAUGGCAAAGGUUCAGGUGAACAAUGUAGUGGUGUUGGAUAAUCCUUCUCCUUUCUACAAUCCUUUCCAGUUCGAAAUCACAUUCGAGUGCAUAGAGGACCUGUCUGAAGAUUUGGAAUGGAAAAUAAUUUAUGUGGGUUCAGCUGAAAGUGAAGAGUAUGAUCAGGUGUUAGAUUCUGUUUUAGUUGGACCUGUUCCUGCAGGCAGACACAUGUUUGUAUUUCAGGCUGAUGCACCUAACCCAGGGCUUAUUCCAGAUGCAGAUGCAGUAGGUGUAACAGUUGUGCUAAUUACAUGCACUUACCGAGGUCAAGAAUUUAUUAGAGUUGGCUACUAUGUAAACAAUGAAUAUACUGAAACAGAACUGAGAGAGAAUCCACCAGUAAAGCCAGAUUUUUCUAAGCUUCAAAGGAAUAUUUUGGCAUCUAAUCCUAGAGUCACAAGAUUCCACAUUAAUUGGGAGGACAACACUGAAAAACUGGAAGAUGCAGAGAGCAGUAACCCAAAUCUACAGUCCUUGCUUUCCACAGAUGCAUUACCUUCAGCAUCAAAGGGGUGGUCAACAUCAGAAAAUUCACUAAAUGUCAUGUUAGAGUCUCAUAUGGACUGCAUGUGACUAACCAGCAUCCUUUUGGUACUGUAUAUGUGUUAAACUGUAAAAACUACCAGAACUAUUUCCCUCAAAUUCCAUAAGUACAUAGUUGAAGCAAUGUGAAGAACUUGUUUUAAAACAUCCUGUAGAAAGUUUAUAAAAAAAAAGCAAAAAAAACCCAACAAACAAACAGUAUUUGAGCAGAUUGUGAAAUAUAAAUACAACUAUUUUUAAGUAAUUGCCUUUUUUUUCUAAUGUGUUAUUCUAUGUGGUCUAAACUAAACCUGAUUAAAGUAUAUGUAUUCUCUCCCCUCCCCCCUUACUUUGUAAGCACUAUUAAAAGCUAAAAAAAAGUUUCAAAGUUAAAACAUUCAGGCAAAAUGAAGGAAUAAUGCCAUGCCCUCAUCUCUGCUAUCCAGAUUGCCAAAUAUAAAGUGCCCUUUAAUAGCAUCUUAAGAACAAAACUGUCACUAGAUGAAGUGCAAAGAAAGUAAGUAUCUCUUAAUAACAAACAAAAAAGUCCAAAAACGUCCUUUUGCUCUGAAAGCAGACAGCACAGUAUAAUUUUAGGUGCAAGCUUCUUGUCCUUUCAAGGCACAUACUUGUUACUUAAAGCCUGCAAUUUGAGAUUUACCAUCUGCUAUCUUGGAUUUUAGGACUUUUUUUUAAUCUCCUGCUGCUGCUUAGUCUGUGGUUUUGUUCAGGACCGUGUUUCAUGUGGACUGGGGUGGGUACCUCAGGAAAGAACCCUUUUUUAGCCCCGCUAAAUACCAUACACAAGUGGUUGGAAGGAUGCAAGCAAUUACUAGAAGAUUCUAAGCCUCAAAAGCAAUAGUGUGAACAUCCCAAAUAUGCUCUUCUGCAUGAUUAUUAUGCAUCACUACUGGUUGGUAUGUUUGUUUUCAGGCAUGCUUUAUUGUAGUCUUUGUCAGUAGUAGUAAGGAGUUUAGGGUGUGGGGGUUUUUUUUUGGAAACACCUGGAAUUUUAAACUUCUCUGUUUUUUCUCUAGCCUUUAAGGCAAUCCUAGUUACUGGUAUAAACCCUGUUGUGGCACACAUGACACUCAGAUGACACUCAGGAAUACAUUACUAGCCCUGAAGUGCUUGCAGUGAGACAUCCCUAGUACCUGAAGCAUCCUUGAAGAUAAAAGGAAGGGAGCAGUAACCAGUAAAGACUGAAGACAUUAUUAUGACACUUAAGAAUUUAGUAUUCCUUCCAAUCCUCAUUAGCCUUAUUUCUAUUUACUGUGCCUGUAUGUGCAUUUAAAUUGUAAUCUGUCAUGCCAGAUUACAGGAAUAUAGUUCUACUAUUUACUGGUCACUGCCCAAAUUAUGAACCCUUGUAGAUUUUGGGCCUUUCAAAAAAAAGGUAGAUUUCACGAUGAGUCACAGUGUAGCUCUAAAUGAAAAUAGAAUGCUUUCCAUUCUCUUUCUGCAUUCUCUAGUGGGGAUAAAGAUGUCCCAGACAGUUCUUCUGUCUUUCCACAUCAUUAGUGAAAUUGUCUGCAUUUCUAAUGUGUGUUUUUUAAACUGGAACGGAAUGACCAAAUCUAAAUAUUUUACUUGUAUAGAAGCUCAGCAGUACUUAUCUAGGGUAGAUGAAUGAAUUAAUGAAAUCCAUUAAUAUUUGGAGGCCUAGUUCUUAUAUGUGCUCUUAACAAUCUCUAAUUGUUUAGAAUGAUAACCAGAAAUCUAAGAAUAUUAACACUCGUCGGUAUGACUUAACACAAAGAACUGGUUUCCUCACCUAGCAGUUACUUCACUUGAGGGCUGAAAUUCUGUGAACUUUAUCUUUGAUUUUCAAUUAUAUUGAAGCUUUUAGGUCUGCAGUGACAUUUUGAGAUUUUUCAUGCACUUUAUGUUCUAUUUAUAAGUCUAUUUAAGAUAUCUCAUAAAUGUAAGCAUGUAAAUAACGUAGUUAUCUGCUGAAGGAUUGACAGGCUUGUGAAGUCUGCCUUGAAUUAAGGCUACUGUAGUAGUAUCUCAAACUCUUGCCUCUAUUGAAUAUUCAAAUGAAAACAUGAUCCAAGUACAAGCUGUAACCAGAACCCAUCCAAUGGUAGCAUGAAGGCUUUUUAGAAGCAUAUGCCACAAAGUGAUGGAAGCAAACCAUUAUUGCUGCUAUUGCAAAACCAACUACAUGAUUUAGUCAGCAAAACAAUCUCACCCAGCAAUCCAAUUAAUUUAGAGGAAUGGAAAAGCAAAGCUCUGUUAUCAGUCUAAAAAGUCAUCUGUGCAUGAGACCAUGGGUGCAAUAAACUUCAGGAUUGACUGGCAGGAUGCUGCAGUAGAGUUGGGCACCACCUUACCUAAUACACUCAUGUGGCCUGGAUAGAGCUGAGAGCUGACCCACCACUAGCAGGAAGAAGAAUACUGUGCUUGGUGAAAAUCUGAGAUGAACAUCCCUGCCUCAUGAUCUUUGCAAGAUAAAUGGCAUUUCUGUGCUUUUUGAAAGGCUAGGUGCCUCAGACAAGGUAACAUGGAUGAAAAAUGUGUGCAGUUUUUAUGUCGAGCUUUUCAGGUGUCACCUUCAAUCUGAAUUACUAUGACAUGUAAAUUUGAAGGAGGAAAAAUGGUUCCAGCUCCAUCAAAAUGGAGACUAGUGAAAUUUAAUAAUUCUAGUGGCUUUACAAAGCUCCACUGAAAAAGCCAAUCCUUACUACCAAUCUUCAACAAUGAAGCAACUAGGAACCUCGCUACAAUAAUCAUAGUAACUUAAUCUAUGGCUUACCAGAAACUGUAUUCUUGAGAUGGGAGCGACAAAGUCACAAAGAAAUCUGGUGAUCUGACAGUCCAUUAUUUUCUUUGGAGUGCCUCAGCUGCUGGUUUUCUGGAAGUCAGGUCAGACUGCAAGGUAGCCACUUGCAGCUAGAUUGAUCAUUUGACAUUAAAAAUGCUGGUAGGAAGGAAAAAGGAAAGACCCCAAACAUGCUAUGCAUGUAUACUAGCAAAUCCUCUUUUAUCAGAGACAGAAAAGGGCAAAGUUAACUAAAUCUUCUGACUUCUGUCUGGACAGCUGCAGAUCCUUCACAUACCUAACUACCCUACUCCUUUAUCCACAGCACAGUGGUCAGCAAGAGUACAGAUUAUCUCAUUUAUUUUGAGAGCCACAGAAGUUUGGUCAGGAGAUGAUGGGCUAAUUGUUGCUGUAGUUGCUGGCUGGGGUGCUCUGCUAAGUGUCAGCCAGGAAGAUGCAGCAAAACUGACAACUACAUGUAAGGGCUGGCUCUUCUUCCUGGGCCUUCCCCUCUCUGUUUCUGUUUCCAGUCCUGCUUUUUAAAAGCUGGUCUUGUGUGUGAUAUGAGAGAGAGGCUGGAGAAGAUGGAUGGAGGGCUUUUUCCUUGAUUUUUGGUCUAGGCAAAAAUGAUACAAGGAAGCCAGCUGGAGGCACUAGGAAGGCUUCCUUAAAGGCAAACCCAAGGCUUCUACAUGGAACUUAGGCGGUCAUUUCAGGAGGAGAUGGAAGGAGGAUACACUUAGACAUUUCCAGCUUUAGGUAAUCCAGCUUUGGAGGCAUGGCUGGUAGUCACUGUCCAGGGCCUGAGGGGUGUGACUGCAGACAAGAGAAAGGCAGAGGAAGGAGGAGUGUGUGCUGCACAAGGGCUACAUCAGGUACAAGAGACAACAGCUACAUGUUACCAGCACUGCUAAGAACUGGCCGAACUGAACUGGCAGACUUUUAUGGAGUUCUUUGGUCUCCCUUCAAAACUCCCUUGGACCAUGAGAUAAGGCCAACCUUUCAAAAUAAGGGUAUCUUCCAGUUUGUCUUUUCUCACUAGGAAGAUGGGGUUAGACCUACAUUUACUGGAAAGAAGGAGGGGCUUCACAGUAAAGGAAAUGCUGAAGACAUCUGUUAUCCAGCCAAAAAUCAAGUCCUUGAAAUGCCUGCCAUUUGAAGAGCAGGAUGAAAAUGUCUGAUGAAGACUGGCCUGGAGGUGUUAGAAGUGUGUAAGACUUGAAACCUUCCAGAAAGAACCCUUUUUCAGCCCCCCUAAUAGUAUACACAAGUGGCUGGAAGGAUGCAAGCAAUUACUAGAAGAUUCUAAGCCUCAAAAGCAACAGUGUGAAGCCUCAAAAGCAAUAGUGUGAAUAUCCCAAAUACGCUCUUUGCUUUCAGGCAUGCUUUAUUAACAUGACAAGUGUUGUUCCUGCAGUACUUCCCAUCCAACCUAUGGGCCUUCUGAUAUUAAGAUGUUUGAAAAAACCAAAAUUUUUGAAGACUGGUAUCUCUUUGGUUAAAUAAUCUCUGUCAUGCAGGUAGUCAAGGUAAGCUCUCAGGAUAAAGCCACUUGGGGACAACAUUACUGAGAAGCAAUUAAGAGAACUAAAGAAGAGGUGAGACAUUGUUACAAACGGGGCAUGUCUGACAAUGUUGGAUCACAGCUUCAAAUUUCAUUCAACAAGUUUAGUGAACUUCUGAUAGAGCUAAGACCUUUCCAACUCGAGGCCCAGCUGUUGAAGGAACAACCAGUGCAGCCAUGCUCUCAAGAAAAUAUUUUCAGGUUACAUACUGAUAGAAAAUACUUCAAGUUCAUGUACAAUUAUAAGUAUUGAGGAAAACAAUCCCAUGGUAGAAGUGAUGAUCAGAGAAAAAUGGCCUAAAGGCUGCAUCUGUAUUAAUAACUUUAUCACAGACAGGAUAUGAAUCCAUGGUGGGAAAUGGUUUCCUGACACUACUUUGGCUUUUAUCAACUAGGGAAGGCACAGGGACAGCUUGAGGAUCUACAGAGAGGGAAAAUUAUCUCCAGUUUCAGAGUCUUGCAUGCCUCAGGAUACUGACACCAUGUACUCUAUUUAUAACCACAGCUGGAUGGCUCAUGUCAGUGACUUUGGACUGGUUUCUAAUGGAUCAGAACAGAGACAGCUGUUAGCACCUGAAGCCUGCCUAGCAGGGGAAAGCUUACUAUGAAAGAAGAAAAGAGGGAGUUUCCCCUUGUGUCAGUUCCCUUCAAUAAAAA